CAAGUGCAAGGCGGAAGGAAGGGGAAGGCAAAAUCAAAAAAUGAAAAUCCAUUAUCUUCUUUGAGGGAGAGAGAUAGGGUUGGACUCUUGAAACUUGGAAGUUGAAAACUUUGUCAUGCCCAAAUCAAACUAAGACACCCCAAAUCCGGGCCAGCUUUCACGGAUUCUUCUCCACCUCAACACCUUCUUCUGCUUGUCUUUAAUCUCUUGGUGAAAAAAAAAAAAAAUUGCUUCAAUUAUUGGCAGGUGGUGGUGGAUUAAAGUUUGAAUAUUUAAGCGUUUGAACUCAAAAUCUCAUCUGGGAAUUGGGCAGUUUUCUAUUUUCUUCCCAUUGGGGUUAUUGCAGUUCUUGGGUAAUUUAAUUGACACUUGAGGAAAGUGACACAAUUCGGGAAAAAUACCAUGAUAUUGAUCCCAAUCUGAGAGUACCAGCUUUGACAUUUGAAGAAGAAACAUGUCUCCUGGAGGUCGCUUCUGUGAAGAUGUGACCGAGUCUUGUAUGGCAUUUGCAGAUACUGAUGUUGCAACUUCCACUGCUGAUCUAAGGGCUUCCCCUUUCAGAAAAGCUGCUGCUGGUUUGAUUGGAAAUCCUGGACUGCCACCAAAUAGUAAUGUGCAUGAUCUACUCGAGUGUCCUGUUUGCAUGAGUUUAAUGUGUCCUACAAUUCACCAGUGUCCAAAUGGCCAUACUCUUUGCUCGAGCUGUAAGGUCAGAGUGCACAACUGUUGCCCCACUUGUCGAAACGAACUUGGAAAUAUAAGGUGCUUGGCACUGGAGAAAGUAGCAGAGUCUCUGGAUCUUCCUUGUAGAUACCAAAUUUAUGGUUGCCAAGAUAUAUUCCCAUACUACAGCAAGCUAAAGCAUGAGAAAAUCUGUAACUAUCGUCCGUACAGCUGCCCUUAUGCUGGAGCUGAAUGUUCUGUCACUGGAGAUAUCCAAUUUCUUAUGAUGCAUCUUAAAAAUGAUCACAAGGUCGACAUGCAUGACGGGAGUACUUUCAACCACAGAUAUGUUAAAUCCAAUCCCCAAGAAGUUGAAAACGCUACAUGGAUGUUGACAAUUUUCAACUGUUUUGGCCGUCAGUUUUGCUUGCAUUUUGAGGCAUUCCACAUUGGAACCGCACCGGUUUACAUGGCAUUCCUAAGGUUCAUGGGCGAUGAUGAUGAGGCGAAGCAAUUCACUUAUAGUCUUGAAGUCAGUGGCAGUGGUAGAAAGCUCAUGUGGCAAGGAAUUCCUCGGAGUAUCCGAGAUAGCCACCGAAAGGUCCGUGACAGUCAAGACGGACUAAUUAUUCAGAGGAACUUAGCACUCUUCUUCUCGGGUGGUAGUAGGCAGGAGCUGAAGCUGAAAGUCGCCGGCCGUAUAUGGAAAGAACACUGAGAUAUAAAAACUAGAAACUUGUUCAAAGAUGUUGUAACCUUUUACUGCGAAAAAUAAAAAGGUUGGAAGGAAUUGAGGGAGCUCUAUGUAAAAGGCCGGAUAUUUUUUGUGCUUGAUAAAAUUUAUUGAAGAUCUCUAUUGUUGAGUCUUGAUGUGCAUCUCCUGUGUUCUUCUGUCGGCACGUAAAACGCAAGACUUGUAACUCAAGUUGUUAAGAGCAUUUAUCGUUGAACUCUACAUUUGGUA
Malus domestica (apple) is the source of this 1627-nucleotide messenger RNA. Its product is annotated as E3 ubiquitin-protein ligase SINAT2-like. Gene Ontology annotation, molecular function: protein binding; ubiquitin protein ligase activity; zinc ion binding. Gene Ontology annotation, biological process: multicellular organism development; ubiquitin-dependent protein catabolic process. NCBI's taxonomy places the organism in Eukaryota, Viridiplantae, Streptophyta, Magnoliopsida, Rosales, Rosaceae. Gene Ontology annotation, cellular component: cytoplasm. The record is from RefSeq and is a predicted model, not a curated record.